UCCUUCGGCCCCGCCGCGAUUGACUCGAUCGACUCCCUCCUCGCCGCCGUUAGCCGACCCUCAAAGCUUGCACUCUUCGUCGACCCACCACCGUCCGCCGAUGUCGCGGCGCGCAAAGCCGCCGAGCCCGUCCCGCUAAUGGCACCCAACAUCCCCGACUCGUGGGCCUUCGAGAUCUACGAGGACUCGCCCGAGGAGACGCUACAGAACCUGAUGGAGCACUCGACGUGCACGCUCGACAUCUCGGACGACUCGGACGACGACGAGUCGGUCACCAGCGAGCUGCACGAGAAGGGCAAGGAAAACAUUGCGCCCGCACGGCUGGCAGAGCUGCUGGCCGUCGCCCCGAUCGAGCGCGGCAACGCCAUGCGCGUCGACGCCGUCGAGAAGACGAUCCCGCAGCGGAGAGGAUCCCGGCGAGAUCCGCUUAGGGAAAUGCUGAAAGAGGAGCUUGCACUCCCCGAAAAGACGCCGGCGGUCGAGAAUAACCUCCCGACCCUCGCGAGCGAUCGCUUCCCUGUGUUCACGCCGCCAAAGAAAGAGCGAGGCUACCCCCACCCGCACAAGCUGGGCGAUGUCACGCCGAAGUCGCCGGAUAGUCCCGGCUUCGUCGUCUGGGAGAGUGAUCACGAAGAGGACGAGGAGGCAAGGGAGGAUGGUGUUGAUGAAGCUGCUAUCGCUGCGGGAGUGGCGUUGCCGGAUGACGAAGUGGAUCUAGAGCUAGAGAGGGAGCUCGCCGAUCAGGAGUUUGAAUCCUGGGGGAAUGAUGCGGACUCGUUGGGUGGGAGCUCGGAUUCGGAGAUUUGAUCGGUUGUCUGCUUAUGUGUCUUUUCACGCUUCUUUUCUUGAUCUUUACUUUCGUUGGGUUGGGUUCUUGACUGUCGUUUCUGGUACCUAGUGGUAUGUGUGGGUUGGUUUGGUGGAUUGGAUUGGAUUGGAUUGGAUUGGAUUGGAUUGGAUUGGAUUGGAUUGGAUUGGAUUGGAUUGGAUUGGAU
Molecule: messenger RNA, 995 nt
Organism: Tricharina praecox
Lineage: Eukaryota; Fungi; Ascomycota; Pezizomycetes; Pezizales; Pyronemataceae
Exons: 1
Coding region: 139-807 (222 amino acids)
Source: RefSeq, a predicted model, not a curated record